Messenger RNA from Clupea harengus (Atlantic herring), 2340 nucleotides. RefSeq lists its product as uncharacterized. Bases 1 to 2232 code for a protein of 743 amino acids. The transcript is spliced from 12 exons. Lineage: Eukaryota; Metazoa; Chordata; Actinopteri; Clupeiformes; Clupeidae. Gene Ontology annotation, cellular component: microtubule cytoskeleton. Gene Ontology annotation, biological process: microtubule cytoskeleton organization. The record is from RefSeq and is a predicted model, not a curated record.
AUGUCGCACAUGACUCCUAAAGACUCCAGAGAAAGUCGGUCAACCUCAAGAAACACGACGAACUCGGAGGAUGCUAAUUCCAAAACUAUGGAUGCGCUAGCAAAAGCUGUUGGUGUCCAAGCUUCCAUCAACUCAUUCCGAGAAGAAAACCGGGCGUCUAUUGCUUCUUUACACACAACGCUUAAUGCACUUGGCCAGAGAAUUACGAGUGUGGAGGAAGGACUUAAUGAACUGGAUAAAAGAUUGGACGGUGUGGAGCUAUCACAAACUUCCUUAGCUAAGGAGAAUUGCAAGCUAAGGGAGAAAGUAUCAUACCUGGAGAAUUACACAAGAAGGCAGAACAUUAGAAUCGUCGGGAUAAAGGAAAACAUAGAGGGAACAAAGCCAACGGAGUUCAUCGCUAAUCUACUUGUGGAGUUGUUUGGAGAGGAUAACUUUCAAAUGUCACUGCCUGUGGAUAGAGCUCAUCGAAGCCUUGCUCCUAAACCGCGAGAUGGCGACAAACCCCGACCAUUCAUUGUAAAGCUACAUCACUUCCAGACCAAAGAGCGGAUCCUGCGCCUUGCGCGAGAGAAAGCCACACUGCAGUUCAUCCACGACAAGAAGCGUAUGAAGUUCACCGACCCCGUAGAGGCACUUGCAUACAUCAACAAUCACAUCGCCGGCAAAUCUCCUCCACGCUCCACUCCGGACGAGGAUAAUCAAGGUAUGACAAUAAAACUUCUAUCUCUGAGGUCCAGGCGGUCAGGGCGACUUGAUCCACUCUUGCUGGCUGACUCUGACUUUGUUGAGUUUGUCUCAGAACAAAUAGAUUUCUACCUGGAAACCAACAGAACAGAUGACAUAUCAGCCUCAACUCUGUGGAAGGAGGAGUUACAGAAAGAGGAAGAGAGACACAAAUUGGAGGAGGAGGAAAGACAGCAGAGGAAGAAGAGAAUUGAGGAGAUCAUGAAACGCACUCGCAAAGCUGACGUUAAGAAAGAUGACACAUUUAUGGAACCCACAUCUCCAGUGAACCAGGACAGAUCACCCCCAGAACCUCAGGAGAAGUUGGCGGCCCCCCAUGGAGACAAGCAGCACCAGGAUGUCAUUGUUGUGACGGCUGCCAUGGCAACGCCUCCUAUGGCCAAUGAGAAGCUUCAACUGCAAGAGGCGAAGAGUCAGGUGAAUGACUCAAAGAUGGAGGAAGCGGGGUCAACUUCACCGAUGACAAACGGCAUCCAAGCAAAGCACCAAGUGACCUCGGAGGUGGGCAGAGGCCAGGCAACAGCCACGCCCACCCAGCCUCUCUGCCUAGCUGGCACGGAUCAGAUCAGUGAAUGCAAACCAAAGUCCACCCCCCACUCGACAACUACAAAUGGGAGCAUCACAUCACAGCCCCCUCCUCUGAAGACUAAGGACAGCCUCAUCACAUUGCACUCCCCUCCUCCAAAGAGCAAGGACAGCCCCAUCACAUCUAAGCCUCCUCCUCCGAAGACUAAGGACAGCCCGAACACAGAGCAGUCCCCUCCUCUGAAGAGCAAGGACAGCCUGCAAGAGGAAAGAAAACUGCAGCUUACCUCUUCAGCUCCUCAGACUCUCACUGACCAGGCUACUGUUUCGCCAGCGCAUACGGCUACUGCGGUUACGGUUACUUCAGCAAGGACGAGUAAAGAUGCAGUCAUCGCCACGGCAAACCAUUUGGACAGAAAAGAUAAGGGGGUGGGGCUUGGGGCCUCAGUGUUGCCACGGCAACCCUCUAGUGUCCAGCUGGAGGGAGUCGCAGGGGCCCCAAAAGAGGAGGAGGAGGCCCAGUCCAUGGAUGUGAGCCCCGUCUCUAAGGAUGACCUAGUCUCCAUCCCAGAAUUCUCUCCUCUGCAAGAAGAGGCGUUACUAACCCAGACUAACUCCGCCCACUCUUCCUGUACAAGCUCCUCCCCUACGAGAGCCCUUCUGGAUCUUCUGGACCUCACUGGACACGUGGCGUAUCCAUGCCCUGUUGCCACGGCAACCGCUGCUUUGUCAUCAUCCUCCUCUACUAUCUCCGUGGUAACCAAUCAGCCCGGUGACUGUAACCGCAACCCUGUGACGUCCUCAGUGACAUUGUUGUCUUCGACCAGUGAUCAGAAGCAUCAGAAUCAAUGUCGACCAAUCCCAUCACCGAUAAAGCCCGUUACCAUGACCCUACCUGCUGUGGUCAUAAAGGACGGGACAACUACAGCAUUGCAAGGCAGAGGCAAAGUGGAUGCUUGAAGGACUACUAUGCAGUGACUUGAUGGCCACUCUCCAGUCGUGUGUGUGUGUGUGUGUGUUUGUAAGAGAGAGAGAGAGGAUGUGUGUGUGUGUGUUUGUAAGAGAGAG